CGCACCCGUUCCUACAAUUCGUAGAGUCUAAUCUUGUUUAGGCUCAUAGUAUAUCUACCGGUCGCGACACCCCCUUGGCAGUCUAACCUGGAGGCCAUAUAGAACGGGGGAGGAUGAUCCUCACAAAUUUCAUGCGAAAGAAUAUGAAACGGAGGGCGAAGGUGACAAAAUCUUCUGGCAUAGUACCUCCUCCACCGCCGCACCAGUCGCCUACCUCACCUCCACCCGCUCCUCCAGAAGAGAUCUUCGAUAUCCAUGAGAAGUCACCCAAUUCUGGGAUGACAGAAGAUCCACCCUCAGACAGAGAUUCGUCUAUCGAUCAUAGACCUUCUACAUCCGUUUCUUGCACCCGACCAAAUGUGGGAUCUUUGGUCCAGUUGGACUACAACCCAGAGCCUCUGGACAACUGGUUUCCGCAGGAGCUGUUGAACGGAAGGCUUUGUUCCCAUGGUUCUACAUGGAGCCUUCCUAUGGACCCACUGCAAGAAUCACCGAUAGCUGAAACUGCCGGCCUGGAUACUGUGAAGGAGGAUGUAAGCCCGGGUUCUAGUACAUUCCAAGAGGCCGUCACCGCUAAUAUAUCUCACUCUCGGCAGCUAUCUGAUCGCAUGGCACAUUCCGCUUCGAAGAAGUCGAUCCCUGCCCCCAUCUUUAUACCAGAAGUUGAAACUGCUCCUACCGAAGCUCCGACUAGGCGGUCAACAGUGGGUGUCGAAUCUUUGGGGACGAAUCAGCAGCCGGUUUCGAAUACCUCCCCUCCAUCCCCCAUGGAUUCGGAAAAUAUGUCCGCUAUAUCCGGUACCACACUUGCUCGUGCCCUUAUCGGAAACUCGUUCAUUUUAUCGUCGAGUGAUCGAGGAUCGCGAUACCGCAGUGGCAUGACGCGUCAAGAUUCAGCCACUCUUCCUGGUUACGACCAUCUAUUCAUGGAGGUCGCGCUUGCACAUGACUCGAGUCGUGACUCAACUGUAUCCCAUGUGCCUCCCCUGCCUCCAGGCUCAGGAGUACUCCUGCUGGAUCAGGCGAGAAAGUCCGUCGUCCAAGAUAAAGAACAAAAGUCUCCACAUACCAGCGCAUCCACCACGGCGUCCCCACCCUUUGGAGCUUGCUAUGUGUCUCCUGAUAUCAUCAUGCAUUCAGGGCUAUCCAGACGCAUUUCUCGAAUAUCAGAGGUUCCUUCUCCCGUGCCAACAACACCAAUGUCGCCAGAGUCAAUUCGCGAUGCUCAGCCAAUGAAAAGUGGUAGCUCUAUAGCUGCAAGCAGUAUGCUCGCAAGGAUGGAUGAGACUGAUUCGGACGUUCCAAACACUGCUUCUCACACGCCCGCAACGGCUUCAUCAUACCCAUCAUUGCAUCAAACGGGAACGGGCGUGUCAAGCGCUUCUGCCCAAUCAUCAGAAUUUAUCCCUUCUAGUCCAACAGAUGGUUUAGAUGGAUAUCACUUUGUUGAUCCUGAGCCGUCACAGCCUGUUACAUCCAUUAGUUCUGAUGCCAAUGCUCUGCAGACGAAAUCCAGUGAUGCUAGCCUUCGGAAGCGCAGAGUGAGAGCACAGGGAGUAACGCCAUCAUUGAGGGGUGGGAGAAGUUUCAAGAUGUCGGAUGGACGGCCGAGCAGCAUUUUUCAACGCAAUAAAAAACAGAUCAGGCUUCCCAUCGGCGAACGCCCUCGUUCAAUCCUUGUCCCACAAACACCAAUCACUCCUGCAUUGAUUGCCUCUGCUAUCGCGCAGUGUCCCACAGCGCUAUCCCAGUUCCCUCUGAGUCGGACAUUCCUAACACUAGCCCGCUCUCCGGUACAGGGAUCUUUGCACAAAGUCAGCGUGCGGAACGCGCUCUUGGACGCGUAACUGCCAGCCAGGAGUAUGACCUCCUAGAUUACGCUAUCAAUGUGAGCCCCGAUUCGCAGAGUUCAUCGACUUACCCCUCCUCGAGCGCUUCCACUGGGGAACAGACCUUCCCCGAGACUCCAAACAUCUUCACUCCAUUAUUUUCGCCUAGCUUUCCUGUCCCCAUAACAGCACUCCAGCUUCCUGGACGCCCUCAGGCGCCUAGAUCGGCGACCCAUCCUAUACCACAAGUUUUCGUUGGCACAGGCGCGU
Molecule: messenger RNA, 2099 nt
Organism: Suillus plorans
Lineage: Eukaryota; Fungi; Basidiomycota; Agaricomycetes; Boletales; Suillaceae
Exons: 5
Coding region: 114-1847 (577 amino acids)
Source: RefSeq, a predicted model, not a curated record